AUGAUGCUACCAGUGGUAAAUCCCACACCUGACCUCAUGGGAUGGGGUCGCAGUCAGAAUGCUUCCAGACAGAAGUGCUGUGUGGCCAUGUGGUACAUUUUUGGAGAUUUUAGCCCUGAUGAAUUCAAUCAGUUCUUUGUGACGCCUCGCUCCUCGGUUGAGCUUCCUCCCUACAGCGGAACGGUUCUGUGUGGCACGCAGGCCGCAGACGAACUCCCCGAUGGACAAGACUACCAGAGGAUUGAGUUUGGUGUUAAUGAAGUGACUGAGCCCAGUGGCACUGCGCCGAGACUCAGCUACAGUAUUUCCAGCACAUUGAACCCUCAGGCCCCUGAGUUCAUUCUUGGCUGCACGGCACCCAAAAAGACCCCCGAUGGAAUUGAUAGGGAUGCAAACCACAGCUCCGUCGACGGCCAGUACCCUGACUCUGCCCUCACUUUGGACGGCAGUCCCAGCGUGGAGGUGGAUGUCUUGGAGAAUGACGGAGGCUCGGGGGGUCUUGGACAGAGGGAGCGUAAAAAGAAGAAGAAGCGGCCGCCCGGAUAUUACAGUUACUUGAAAGAUGGCAGUGACAGUGCUAUUCCCACAGAAGCUCUGGUCAACGGCCACACCAAUUCUGCGGACCCCAGCAGUGUGGGCACAGACGACGCUGAGUUUGUGGGCGAUGUGCCCUCGUCGGUCACGCCUAGGACUUGUAAUAGCCCUCAGAACUCCACGGACUUUGUCAGGGACACUGUGCCUGAUGGCCCUUUCCCUGGAGCCCUUGACAGUGUGGCCAGGACUGCAGGGCAGCCUGGGGGGUGCCAUGGGACUGGUUUUGGACACUCCUGCCUCCCUGCCGAGAUGGGCAGAGGCAGCCUGUUAAGGACCGCUGUGGCUCAGCCCUACGUCGGUACCGAUACUACUGAAAACCUCGGAGUUGCUAACGGACAGAUACUUGAAUCCUCGGGGGAGGGCACAGCUGCCAACGGGGUGGAGCUGCACACCCUGGAGAGCACAGACUCAGACCCCAGGAAAGCAGGGAGCGCUUCACCGCCUGCCGACAGUGCGGCCUCUGCGGCGGGCGCCAGUCCUGGCAGCCAGCCCGCUAAGUCCUGGGCCAGUCUCUUUCACGAUUCUAAGCCCACCUCCUCCUCGCCCGUGGCCUAUGUGGAAACUAAGUACUCCCCUCCUGCCACAUCUCCCCUGGUCUCUGAAAAGCAGGCUGAAGUCAAAGAAGGGCCUGUUCCAGUCUCAGAGGAUCCCGUAGCCAUAAAGAUCGCAGAGUUACUGGAGAAUGUAACCCUAAUACAUAAGCCAGUGUCGCUGCAACCCCGCGGGCUGAUCAAUAAAGGAAACUGGUGCUACAUUAACGCUACACUGCAGGCUCUGGUGGCUUGCCCGCCGAUGUAUCACCUGAUGAAGUUCAUCCCUCUGUAUUCAAAAGUGCAAAGGCCUUGCACGUCAACACCUAUGAUUGAUAGCUUUGUCCGGCUGAUGAACGAGUUUACCAACAUGCCAGUACCUCCAAAACCCCGACAAGCUCUUGGGGAUAAAACGGUGAGGGAUAUCCGCCCUGGAGCUGCCUUCGAACCCACGUAUAUUUACAGACUCCUCACAGUCAUCAAGUCAAGCCUGUCCGAGAAGGGUCGACAGGAAGACGCUGAGGAGUACUUAGGCUUCAUUCUAAAUGGACUUCAUGAGGAAAUGUUGAACCUAAAGAAGCUUCUCUCACCAAGUAAUGAAAAACUUCCCGUUUCCAAUGGGCCCAAAAGCCACUCGGUAAGCGAGGAAGAGCAGGAAGAACAGGGUGCAGGCAGUGAGGAGGAGUGGGAGCAGGUGGGCCCCAGGAACAAGUCGUCCGUCACCCGCCAGGCAGAGUUCGUCCAGACGCCCAUCACCGGCAUUUUUGGUGGGCACAUCAGAUCCGUGGUGUACCAGCAGAGUUCAAAAGAAUCCGCCACCCUGCAGCCGUUUUUCACGCUGCAGCUGGACAUCCAGUCUGACAAGAUCCGCACAGUCCAGGAUGCACUGGAGAGCCUGGUGGCAAGGGAGUCUGUGCAGGGCUACACCACCAAAACCAAGCAGGAGGUGGAGAUAAGUCGAAGAGUGACUCUGGAAAAACUCCCUCCUGUUCUCGUGCUGCACCUGAAGCGAUUUGUUUACGAGAAGACUGGUGGAUGUCAGAAGCUUAUCAAAAAUAUCGAAUACCCUGUGGACUUGGAAAUUAGUAAAGAACUGCUUUCUCCAGGGGUUAAAAAUAAGAAUUUCAAAUGCCACAGAACUUAUAGAUUAUUUGCAGUGGUCUACCAUCACGGCAGCAGCGCGACGGGCGGCCAUUACACCACGGACGUCUUCCAGAUCGGCCUCAACGGGUGGCUGCGCAUCGACGACCAGACGGUGCGGGCGGUCAGCCAGCACCAGGUGGUGAAGCCGGCGGCGGAGCGCGCGGCCUACCUCCUGUACUACCGCCGCGUGAACCUGCUGUAGCCCGGCGCCGCCGCCCCUGCCCGCUUGUACGCCUCCGGCUCGCACUCACUUCCUGCCGCGCUCGUGGCUCUUUAGAGAGAAACUUCUCCCCUUUGCAGAAAUGGGUUAGAAACAAAAAGGAGACGCCCUGGGGUUUGUGCGCAACACGGCUCGUGUCGACUUCCAACUUCCAAAUCAGAGGCAUCUGGAAACAGACUGUCGCUCGAGUUAAGAUACACAAAACCCGUGUUUCCGAAAUGAUGCUCAUUCCUGAAAUAGAAAGGACAGCUCGCUUUUGAGUCCCAGUCUCAUUGCUUAGUACAGUAAACCCCGUGCCAGCAGCAACACUUGUAAAUUUGUGAAAAUGAAUUUUAUCUUUCCUUAAGAAAUAAAUUUUUUAGUCCAUCACACUUUCCUCCCCACCCUUUAGUUUUUGAUAAAUGAUAAAAAUGAGCAAGUUAUCAGAGAAGAAAUAGUUCUUACUUCAAGGAAGAAAUGAAAACAAAAAAUAAGUUGCUGGUUCCUAACAAGAGAAAGACAUUUUAAUAAUUGUGCGAUGAGAAACUGCUUCUGCACGCACUGCAGGCCUGUCCGCGUUACGACGUCAGCCUACGUAGGAUGGGCGAUUGUAGCUGUUGCCAUUCCGAGAUGUCCAACUGCACUCAGCCUCUGUGCACAUAGUGAGAAAUGGGCAAACUGACGAAGACUGGUAUUUCUCUACUGCUCUGUCCGCUCUCCUGUGACGCCGCAUCCCUCAUUGUACACGGUGUAGUGGUACCUAGGAGUUCACAGUUGUCGCCCAUCAAUAAAAACCACCGCGUUGGUUUAAAGCUA
Messenger RNA from Tupaia belangeri chinensis (Chinese tree shrew), 3282 nucleotides. RefSeq names its product ubiquitin specific peptidase 10 (gene USP10). Gene Ontology annotation, biological process: regulation of autophagy; protein deubiquitination; DNA damage response, signal transduction by p53 class mediator. Gene Ontology annotation, molecular function: cysteine-type deubiquitinase activity. The transcript has 14 exons. The record is from RefSeq and is a predicted model, not a curated record. Lineage: Eukaryota; Metazoa; Chordata; Mammalia; Scandentia; Tupaiidae. The coding region runs from base 1 to 2469 and encodes 822 amino acids. Gene Ontology annotation, cellular component: cytosol; early endosome; nucleus.